CUACUUCUAUAAAUGCCCACCAUUGCUCUACAAGCUUAAAAGUUUUCUAGAAGCGUGGUCUGUUGCACAUAGAAAAGUAGUGGUGUUGGUGGUGAAGACAAUGGCCACCGGUGCUGCUGAUGGACUUUUCCGAAGUGUCUAUGAGGGUUGCAUUGCUGGCUGUGACACAGGGAAAGAGCGCAGACCAUACCAUAAAAACUGUGGCUGUGCACUUCACAAGGCUGGUAAAGAAUGUUCACAUCCAUUGCCUAAGUGCAAAAACGUGUCCUACCCAAUAAGGAGGGCUUGGAGUGAAGGGUCUUUGGUCUUGGCAGCUUCUAACUAUUCUUCACCUUCAACUUCUCCAGCUUUGGUUGGUACUGGGAGGAACCAGUUGGGUUUGUGUGAACAAGAGGAAGAGUAUGUUACAUUCAAGAUCUGAUUUUUAUUUAUUUAAUUUGUUAAUUACAUGGUCUCUUUUUUAGAACAAAUUGGCGUUCAAGUCAGAUUUGUGACAAUUUUAUAUAUGUGUUGGUGGAAUUAAUGGUUGUUAACUUUUUUUAUUCCUGACAGUUUUCGUGUUCUUAAUCUUAUGAAUGGUUUAAUCAAAAAUGGAUUUUGUGUUUGA
Molecule: messenger RNA, 607 nt
Organism: Quercus robur (English oak)
Lineage: Eukaryota; Viridiplantae; Streptophyta; Magnoliopsida; Fagales; Fagaceae
Exons: 1
Coding region: 101-421 (106 amino acids)
Source: RefSeq, a predicted model, not a curated record